CCGCGUGGAUUGCUUGCCUCCGAUGCCGCGCCAUUCAGAAUAUUUGCUCGGCAUUGCAAUGCUUCGAAAUGCCGGUUCCGCGCUGUUUUAUCGUCGAAAACUGUAAAUAGUGAAUAAAUGAAAGAACGCGAAACAGUAAUUAAGAAAAACUAAUUGAUUCCACUAGUCAGGAGUGAAAAACUAACAGAUAACAAAUAGUUUGAUAUAAAGAUGCUGCAAUCGAACUGAAUAUUCAUCAAACACAAAACAAGCCAAAGCAAACAACAGUUUCAAUCGAACUAAAGUUUAUUAUAGAGCCAAAUAAUCAAGUAUACCAAUAGAUCAGAUAAAAUGAUGGCGCUCGAUGGAAAGGCGAUAAUUAAGGAGGAGAUUACCGACAAGGACUCAUAUGACGUAGCCGCAGCGGCGGCGGCAGCGGUGGCAGCUGGCGCUGCCUUGGCGGUGGCCACAGCAGCAGGUGUCCCAGUGCCACCCGCGUCAUCGUCAUCAUCAUCAUCGUCCGUGGUGGUGUCGGCGGUGACGGGAGCAGCGUCAGCAGCAGCAGCAGCAGCAGCAGCAGCAGCAGCGGCGUCAACCAACAACACAGCAACAGCAGCCACAGCGGCAGGCAUUUGCCGAAGGCUUAAAGCCAACAGCAGUAGCAGCAACAGCAGCAAUGGCGACAAGAGUUCAUCCUCGUCGAGCAGCAGCAAGGACAGCAGCAACUGCACAUCGCACAGCAGUCGAGACAGGGAGAGGGAGAGGGAGCGGGAGAGGGACCGCUUGUGUCGCACUCCGCCCGAUUCCCCGCCAGACUCCGCACGCAGUCUCGCCCCCCGUUCACCCCACUCACCCCUGCAGCUGCACCAUCGACCGCAGCGCAAUGCCAGUGUCUCCCCCGUGGUCAACGGAGGAGUAGGUUCGUCUGGAACCUCGCCGACGCCGGGGGCCCAGCAUGCCGCCUCGCUGGCAGCCGCAGCCGCCGCCGCAGCAGCGGCCCAUGUGGAGCAGGCACGACUCGUGGGCAAGAUGCGCAAGUUCCUCGGCGCCCUGGUGCACUUUUCGCAGGAGCUGGGCCAGCCGGAAGUGUGCGAGCGGGUGCGGGCUCUGGUCCUGUCGCUGUGCUGCGGCACCAUCUCGCUGGAGGAGUUCCGCCUGGCCCUGCAGGAGGCCAUUAACCUGCCCCUGCGACCCUACGUGAUGCCGUUGCUAAAGAACAGCGUAACCCUGAUGCAGCGCGAGGUGCUGGCUCUGGCCAGGGCCACCAACCAGUCCGCCCUCCAGUACGUGACCAACAACGAGCAGGCGGUGAUGGAGUUUGGGGCCGAAUUCGGCGACAUCUUCGUCCAACUGGAGGCGCCCACAUCCAACGGUGCCGGCGGCAGUGCCAGUGGCGUCUUCAAGCGGCGAUCCUCGGACUCCAUGAUGGAGCACGGAGGCCACAACGGGCUGCAUGAGUGGAGCGAGUAUAUGGCCAGCGGCGGGGGUGUGUCCGCCUCCGGGUACCCCCCACCGCCCAACAAGCGGAUGGCCCUGCAUCCCGCGCACUCGGUCAUGGCCUACGGCGACUACACUGUGGCGGUGGCUGAGGGUCUCCCCUCGGCGGCUGGUUUCAUGCAGCGCGACGAGAGGGAGCUGCGGCAUCCGGCUCCUCCCCAGAGGCCUGCCAAUCCCAAUCCCAAUCCGAACCCGAACCCACAAUCCAACCCCAAUCCGAACCCGAAUCCUGCCUCAGGCGGAGGCGCUGCUGGGGGCGAAGAGGAGUGGAAGAACAUCCACACAAUGCUCAACUGCAUCUCGGCCAUGGUGGACAAGACGAAGCGCGCCAUCACGAUCCUCCAGCAGCGGGGCAUCGAGCCGCAGCAUCCCAACAGCGGCCAGGAGAUAACGCCAGCGGCUCUCGCCGAACUGCGCCGCCAGACAGAGGAGAAAGUCUCCGAGUUCAAGCGGAAUGCCGAGGACGCAGUCACCCAGGUGAAGCGGCAGGCGGUAAUCGAGAUCCAGCGGGCGGUGGUGGCUGCCGAAACGCGGGCCGCCGAGAUCAUGACACAGGAGAGGCUCCGCAUGGAGAAGUUCUUCAUGGAAAUGAGUCGCCACUCGAGCGGCGAGCGAGAUCUGGACAACAAGUCGCCAUCCAUCACCACGCCACAGAAUAACGGGAGUCUGCAGCAGCAGUGCUGGAACUGCGGCCGCAAGGCCACCGAAACCUGCUCGGGCUGCAACAUGGCUCGCUACUGCAGCGCCUCGUGCCAAUACAGAGACUGGGAUAGCCAUCACCAGGUUUGUGGCAAUACCAGGGCCAGCGAAAUGAGUGCCAAGCAUCUGCACCCCGCCGGCGGCAUCCGCACUGCGAUGGCCACUCGAUCCCCACCCACGCCCACCCCUUCAGCCCAUCUCCAGGCGGCGGCAGCGGCAGCGGCAGCAGCAGCGGCGGCGGGUGCCCGUGAGGCGAUUGUUGCGGCCAGUGGUGGGACAGGGGCUGGUGGUGUCGCAGGCGGCGGAGGAUCGGGCGGGGGGAACACGGGGGCUACCGCGGUGGCCGCUGCCACGCCCAGCGCCUUGGUGGCCAAUGGGUUGGGCUCCAAAUGACGCAUUCGCAUGAUGAAACCCAAGAAGAAGUACUUGUGCUAGUCAAAUUAAAGGGGUGCGAGGUGUAUAAUAAUUAUACACAUACACACAAACACAACCACACACACACUUACAUACAUAAUUAUGCAGUUACUAUAAACAUAAUCCAAAAAGCAAGAAGAAUAAUUCGUCAGAAAAUAGAUUUCUAAACUCAAUUAAAGAUACACGGAGUAGGAGGACGCUUCAGCCGUAGAUACAGAUACCACAUACAUACAUAUGUAGAUGUGCCCACAUUUAAAUGUUUUAUGCAGCCAACAAUUAGUGUAGGAGGGGUCUUAGGAUAUAGAGGGAAGAGUAACCCAGCCUCUAGAGGAAUUUAUAAAGGGCAUUCCACAUGGAAUCGAAAAGGGUAAUCAGUCUACAAGAGGAAUCUCCGGCACACUUCAGCUAAUGCACUUUUGGAAAUCGGAAAUCUGCAAACGGAAGAAAAAAACUUAAUAUUAUAGACCAUAUUACAUGUUAUCCCACACUCAAGGCUCAACUCUCAAAGCAGUAAAAGAAUAAAGAAUAAAGAAAUACGAAAUACGAAAGUAUAGAUCUGUAAGUACUUAGGCAAACCGCAAACCCCAAAGCAAGUAAUGGAAAACAACUGAACAUAGUAGAUUUUAUUAUUAUUACAAUAAAGUAAAAAUUAUUAUAUGGCUAAUUUAU
This is a messenger RNA of Drosophila persimilis, 3258 nucleotides long. It is a transcript of the gene nvy, whose product is annotated as protein CBFA2T3. The coding region runs from base 331 to 2568 and encodes 745 amino acids. Gene Ontology annotation, molecular function: transcription corepressor activity. The transcript has 6 exons. Gene Ontology annotation, biological process: DNA-templated transcription; negative regulation of DNA-templated transcription. Gene Ontology annotation, cellular component: nucleus. The record is from RefSeq and is a predicted model, not a curated record. Lineage: Eukaryota; Metazoa; Arthropoda; Insecta; Diptera; Drosophilidae.